Molecule: messenger RNA, 7696 nt
Organism: Carcharodon carcharias (great white shark)
Lineage: Eukaryota; Metazoa; Chordata; Chondrichthyes; Lamniformes; Lamnidae
Gene: invs
Product: inversin
Exons: 20
Coding region: 319-3777 (1152 amino acids)
Biological process (GO): protein localization to ciliary inversin compartment
Cellular component (GO): ciliary inversin compartment
Molecular function (GO): protein binding
Source: RefSeq, a predicted model, not a curated record
AAAAGCCUUCAGCUUCUAUGCAUCAAGCUGCUGUCUACAAGAACCGAAGCUAAGAAAACUCAUUGUGACUAUCACUGUCCAAGGUAGGAAGGAGAAACCAGGAAAUCACAGACCUGUCAGUUUAACGUCACUUUUGGGAAGUUACUGGAAUUAUCAUCAGGGACACUGUCACUGAGCCCUUGGGCAUGUAUGAGCUAAUCAUUGGCAUGGUUUUGUAACAGAAGGAAUGAGCCAUUUAAGAGAUAAUUAAUGAUGUCUUGGGUGCAACCAUCAAAGCUUCAAAUGCUUUCAGUUGGUUCGGAACCAAGGUAAAAGGCCAUGGCUGGAAUCUUACCACAAACUGAUGGAAGUACGACUUGCACAGAGAACUGGCAGCCGAAUGGCUCAAUGCUGACCUCUCAGGUUCAUGCUGCUGCAGUCAAUGGAGACAAGUGUGCAUUGCAUAAACUCAUAGCAGCAAACCCAAAUUUAAAGGAUGCUGAAGACCCGUUUGGCCGGACUCCAUUGAUGUAUUGUGUGCUGGCUGACAGAUUGGACUGUGCUGAGGCACUCAUUAAGACUGGAGCUAAUGUUAACAAAGCAGACCGCAGCCAGAGGACUGCUUUACAUCUCGCAGCACAAAAGUUUGGACAGGGAAAUUACCGCUUCAUGAAGCUAUUGCUUAGUCGACAUGCCAACUGGAUGCAGAAGGAUCUUGAGGAGAUGACUCCACUUCAUUUGGCUACUCGCCACAAAAGUCCUAAGUGUUUGGCUUUGCUACUAAAAUUUAUGGCUCCAGGAGAAGUGGAUACCCAGGACAAGAACAAGCAAACAGCGUUACAUUGGAGUGCCUACUACAACCACCCAGAACAUGUGAAACUGCUAAUAAAACACGAUUCCAAUAUAGGCAUUCCUGACAUUGAAGGCAAAAUCCCACUCCAUUGGGCUGCCAGUAACAAAGACACUACAGCCAUUCACACAGUGAAAUGCAUUCUGGAGGCUGCUCCGACUGAAUCACUAUUGAACUGGCAGGACUAUGAAGGAAGAACGCCACUUCACUUUGCUGUUGCUGAUGGAAAUGACGCUGUAGUUGAUGUAUUGACCUUGUAUGAAGGAUGCAAUAUAACAUCCUAUGAUAAUUUAUUUCGAACUCCUCUGCACUGGGCAGCUUUAUUAGGUCAUGCUCAAAUAGGACACCUUCUACUGGAAAGGAAUAAAUCUGGUACUAUUCCAUCAGACAGCCAAGGAGCCACACCACUGCAUUAUGCUGCUCAGAGCAAUUUUGCUGAGACUGUUGAAGUAUUCUUGAAUCAUCCAUCAGUGAAAGAUGACCCAGACUUGGAAGGGCGCACUGCAUUUAUGUGGGCUGCAGGAAAGGGCAGUGAUGAUGUCCUUCGAACAAUGCUGAGAGUAAAAUCAGACAUCGACAUCAACAUGGCAGAUAAAUAUGGUGGAACAGCUCUACAUGCUGCAGUCCUCUCUGGUCACGUCAGCACAGUGAAGCUACUAUUGAAAUAUGGGGCACAGGUAGAUGCCAUGGAUGUGAUGAAACAUACACCACUUUUCCGGGCUUGUGAGAUGGGCCAUAAAGAAGUGAUCCAGACACUCAUUAAAGGUGGUGCGAGUGUUGAUUUGAUUGACCAAGAUGGCCAUAGUCCUUUGCACUGGGCUGCCCUUGGAGGAAAUGCAGAUGUGUGUCAGAUCCUGAUUCAGAAUCUGAUCAACCCCAAUGUGCAGGAUUAUGCCGGAAGAACUCCUUUGCAGUGUGCUGCAUAUGGAGGUUACAUCAACUGUAUGGCAGUGCUCAUGGAAAACAAAGCGGAUCCCAAUAUACAAGACAAAGAGGGGCGGACAGCGCUACAUUGGUCCUGCAACAAUGGUUACCUGGAUGCCAUCAAGCUUCUGUUGGGUUAUAGUGCCUUUCCUAAUCAUAUGGAGACCAAUGAAGAGAGGUUCACUCCUCUUGAUUAUGCCUUGCUUGGGGAACAUCAGGAGGUUAUCCAGUACAUGCUGGAGCAUGGAGCACUAUCUAUUGCUGCAAUUCAAGACAUUGCUGCUUCCAAAGUCCAGGCUGUUUACAAAGGUUACAUGGUUCGCAAGGCUUUCCAGGAGAGAAAAAAUCUUCUCAUGAAGCAUGAACAACUACGGAAGGAUGCUGCCAAGAAGCGUGAGGAGGAGAACAAAAGGAAAGAAGCAGAGUUCCAGAAGGAAAAGAAGAGAUUGGAAUCUGAGUUAAACGUACAGCAAGAAGUAGUAAAUCUAGAAGCUAAUUGCCAACUUGCUGAUGUUUAUCCAGUAAAUGGGGAGAGUACUUCCCCUACCACCAUUUCAGAACAUGACCAAUUGGAGCUGAGAAUUAGGGAAGACUCUAAGAGAAGAUCUAAAAGCCGGUCUGAAGUGAAAUCAAGUGUAAAGCCUUUCUUGCAAUCUUGGAGGAGCAUGGACACCAUUCGGAGUCAAUCUACAUGUGCAGAGGCUGGAAAAAAAGAAAUAAAAAUGGGAAAAGAACCCAUCAGAAAAACUUCGAAGAGCAAUGAUGUCAGUGAUCACCAGCAAUACACUGAAGGAAGCAUCCCUGAUCAGCUAUACUCUUCCAGUCAGCUCACUCCUUCAGAAAGAGGAGAUAGUAACACUGAGAGUGAUAGAAAAGUUCCUGUAAGUAUCAACAGACUGAAUGGCAAUAAAUUGAAACCCCCUGGCUUUAGGUCAGCCAGUGCAACAAAAAAACUGGUGAAACAACAGAGUCCAUCUUCAUUGGUUUGUAGCAUACGUCAUAAAAUAAGAUCUGAAUCUUCCCAACAAUAUGAGGAGCCUUGGGCAGGAGUAAAAUGCGGUCGAUUCUCACCUGCUGGUUCAAGCCGUCCUGGAAGCGCCAAACCUAUCGUUGUAAACAGUACUGAUAAUGCUGGCCAUACAGUGCAAACUGAUACCCAGAGCUCUGAAAUCAUCACUUCAGUUUUGCAUCCUCUGGCCUCCCCAAAACCCAAAAGUGGCAGUUCCCCAUCAGCAAUUCCAGCCAGUGGAAAGCGCAACAAUACUAUUGAAAAUGCAUCUCAGGACAGAACUGGCACUUCUAGAUCUCUUAGCACCGAAAAGGGUUCAUGCACCACUCUGGUUCAUCAGAGCUCUGAUAUUCUACUUGUCCCUUUGGAAAUCCGAGUACAAAUAGUCGAAAAGGAGAGAUUGAGAAAAGAGCUUUUUCGGAAGAAGAAUAGGGCAGCAACAGUUAUUCAGAGGGCAUGGAAAAGUUACAGGAUACGUAAAGGCCUACUGCUGCUCCUUCACUGGAGGCUUCAGAAUGGGGACAAUGUUGACAAGACAUGGAAACAAGAGGUGGCUGCCUUCACCAUUCAACUAGCUUGGAGGAAGUAUCUCAGUGGCAGUGUCUUGAAUGUUAUUUCCAGCAAGAGCAGCCAAGCAUUCAGCAACAGGAGCUCCUGUGUCAGGACAGCUAAGCAGCACUCAGUGUUAAAGCAAAUUUAUGGAAAACCUCAAGAAGAAAAAGGGUACAAUUCACAACAAUCAUUGCCUUUUAGGAAUGAUCAUAUCUCUUUCCGGAAAGCCUCUGGAGCCCCUGUGAAAGGUGUAUUUCAAAGAGUCAGAUCAGCAUGCAGCACAUCCCUCAGUUCUACGAAUCACUCCCAGCUUAUGCUUGACUUGACUACCUUCAACAGGCACACUCAUUUGAGAAAUCUUCAGCAUGUUCAGCUCUUGGGAAACGCUGGAAAUUCCAAACAGUUCUCCUACAACAUGAGACCACACACUUCAAAGACCUACAGAACUAAACCAAAAGAAUAAAGCAGUGACGCAGGACUGUAACCAAGAUGGAAAUGUGCCCAGUUCAGCCCAUUGAAGUGUACAGGUUCUUUUUGCUUUUCACUGAAGCUUACUGAGGUGUAUUUAGACAAAUGUUCUUAAAAAGAGGCUCUAAUUCUACAGGGAUUAAAUAAUACCAUAGAAUGUGAAAAAAUGCACUGCUAUAAUAUCUUAUCUAAAUCAUAGAAGUUACAUUAUAGGUGGCAGCCAAUCAGUCCAUCAUGUCAGCGUCAACUCCAAGAUACCAACUUAUUUCCAUUAUGUUUGUCCUUUUCCCACAACAUUUAAAAAUGUUAUUUUUCAAAUAUUUAUCCACUUCCCUUUUAAAAGCAAUUUUGGAUUCUGGGGUGGCAUUCAAUAUCCUAACACCCUUCUAUGUAAACAAAUGGUUUCUCCUGGCCUGUCCCUUCAGUUGACAAUGAUUUUAAAUUUAUGUUCAACAAUGACUUUCAGUUUGUGCUCUUCAGUUAACAAUUCACUACCAGUAGAAAUAGUUUUCCUUAUUUACCUUAUCAAAAGCUUUCAUAAUUUUGAACACUUUCUAUUUGAUUUAUCCAAUUAAGAGCCAGUUUCUCUAAUCUCACAAAUAAAGUCUCUCAAUCCAAAUACCCUUAUGCAUCCCAUUUGCAUGACUUCGAAAGUUUUCUAAAGUAGAUCAACAAGGCGUAACAUAAUGUUCCAACUGCAGCUGAAUCAGCUACUUGUACGUUUAACAUUCUCUUCACUUUAGAUACUCCCCCAUUUAUAAAACAGGAUUGUAAAUGCUUUUUCCUUUUUAAAAAACUUCAUUAAUUUGACCUCCCAGAGAUUUCUGCUCAGUUACUCCUUUGAAAGUUUUACCAUUAUUUUACCAUACUUUUACAUUUUUUUCUUCCAAAACAUUGACGUGUCAGGAUUGGGAGGAGCAAUCAGUCCAUUAACCUGUCUGUUAUCCUGGUUACUUAGAAUGUUCACAGCUAAGACGCUGUAUAUUUUUGCCCUGCCUGUGGUUAAGUGUGUUGGUACCAUGAGUCAACAAUUUCAUUCAUAAAUCAUUGUGUAUUUAGCAUACAUUUCAACACACCGGUUCAGUAAUCUUACCUGUUUUAAUCCCCAAUACUUGUUCUUUUAUAUAACUUUCCCUUUUUUUCUACAAAACCAAAAAUGCUUACAGCUCAGGAGGCAGCGAUCUCAGUGCAUAUCUGUUCCAGUUCUUUGCUAAAGCAAUCUAAAAAUAGCCCCACAGCCUUGCUCAUCUCCAAAGCCUUGUACCUUUGCUAAUAUUUAUUAAAAAUUGCCCUAAAUAGAUACAACAGUCUCAGCUGUAAUCAUUUUCUGGGCAAAGUUUUCCAUGUAACAAGAAUAUUCUCCAUAAUAAAAUUCCUCUAACUUCUUUCCUCACUUGGAGUGAUAACUAUAGAUUUAUAAUGUAGUUGUUUAAUCAACCAAAGAAACUAUCUUUCCUAUUCACUAUCAAACUGUUCAUAAAUGUUAAAAAGAUCAGCUAAAUCUCAACCUAUAAUGCUCCAGCACACAGUCCCAAUACUACCUCAAAUCUCUUGGGGCAGAAUCCUCAGUGUGCUAAGAAUUACACACAACCAAUUUGAAAUUGACAGCUAGGCUCAAUAGUGUGGUGCAAUUACAUGGACUGGAAGCCCUGUUCUUUGCAGACAGAAAGAACAUUAACACACAUUGGGCCUGAUUCAGCUAAACAAAAUAAGUGACAGCCAUUCGCUCGUUCAUUUGGUCAAUAUCUUGACCAGAGUCAAGCUGCCUGGUUUAAAAUUUCAAAUAAUGCUUGGCAUUUAACUGUCAAUCACCAUCAACUGGUGCAUUCUUCACAGUAAUACCAGAGUCCACUUGCCAACCAAUCAGCACUCUCUUCUCAUACAGUAUAAAUAUGUUGUUUUCCAGACAUUGGUAUUUUCUUGCGAAUUGUCCUGAUGAGUGCAAGACGAAAAGCUUUGACAAUGAAUGUCUCUUUUUUCAACAAUACUCAAGUUUUGUAUUACCAAACAACUAUUUGUUACUUUCCCAGUGAGAGCAUAGGUCCUGCCACUUUUAGAUGAAGCCCAUUAUCCUGUGCUGAUCUCUCCACCCAAAACUUAUCAAGGCUCUGUGAAUCUCAACUUUGUCCCACAAUGCCACCUCUUCAGUCACAUUUAACUAGAGAACAUACCUAAAAAGUGGAUCAUUUAGGAAUCUUGGUUGUGAAAAGUUGUGACAUCAAAAACCCUUGUCUGCUCCUCUGCCUAUGGAAUUUCGCCCUCCUCUCCUUGGCAAUCACUUGCACUGACUCCAUUUCCUACUCCAAUGAAUGGUCAUCUACUUCUCUUCCUUACUGAUUCACUCCACCUGCAAGGUGACCAACUCCUGCAAUGUGCAAUCCAUGAUUUCUCCAAUCCCGAUAUAAAAUGGCACAUCCCCAUAUGCUCAAGAUCAGAAAUUGAGAGAUUGAUCACAUGCAAUUGAAAAUACUUUCUGCACACAUGCUUGUUUGGCCACACCCAAGUGUCCAAGAUUUUUCAUAUUGCACAGAUACUGCACAUAAGAGGUUUCAACUGACUUCUGUUAAACUAAGCAGUCGUAUCCUAAAAAAGUGAUGAAUUUAAACACAUUAACCACUCAAAUUUAAUUGUAGGCUGAUUGGAACUUAAAGCUCAACUCCCAAUUGACUCCAUACCUUACUGGGUCUUUGUAAUUCCAUUGAUCUUUAAUUAUUCAAGAUUAACUGUCACUAAUUCAAACUUGCACUCUUACACAAUAGCCCAACUGAGAAAAAUAAUUGGAGAACAGCUAAUCAACUACAUACAUAAUCAAGUAACAUUAAGAUACUCAAGCCAGCCCAGUAAGGCAGCCAAAUUUAAUAGAAGUUCCUAGAAUUGAAAUGUUAAAAUGAAAUGAAAGUUAAAGUACAAUAAAUAAAUUGAAAUGUAUACUUAACUUGCUAUUCCCAUGGAAAUUAUUUUUAAAUUAAAAAAUCUUAGUGGGGGGUGGGCAAUCAUAAACCUAAAAUUAUAUAUACUUAGUACACCUUUUUAAGUUGUAUGUGAAAUAUUGCCAUCCUUCAAAUGAUUAGCCCCUCAAGUAGUCAAAUUUCAUGGUCUUUGAUUAGUAAAUCAUCAAAUGCCCUUUUGUUAACACCUGCUACACAGAUGUGAUAAUGAAUACAAAUCCAGCAGACUUCAGUUUGCAAUACACUCCCAAUUGCAUGAAAUCUCAUUGGCACUGAGGUAAAAUAUGACAAUUGGGUUUAAUAGGAAUUAUGUUAAAGUUCAGAUGAAAAAGGUUAAACCUUCAGCAUCAACAUUUAUUCUUGUCUACUUUAAAUUCUAAUUAUUUGUAAAUUUAAAUUGAAACCACACAAAAACUGUCUCCUGUGCUGUUUUAUUAAAAUUAUUUAUUCCAAACUACUAAGUUUUUAAAAAAUGACAAUUAACAGGAAUAGCCAGGAGCUGCUGGUUCAACUGGAUUGGUCUGACUUUUUGACAUAGUUCCAUGCAUAAUGUACAUGUCCUUUCAUUACUGUAAAAUACCAUGAUGUAUCAUUUUAAUGAUUAAAUAUUACCUACCCAUUCACUUGCAAGCACUAACAUAAUGUACAGUAUUAUGCUUGAAGUUUGGAAAGAAAUGUCCAAAUACAGCAAUUAGCUAUAAUAUGACAAAUGGAAUGAAUACAUGUUGCAUCCACAUUGCACUAGGUGAACAAUAUUAUCUGAUGGUACUCCAUAACUUACAAGACCAUUGUAAUUGUUAUAGAUCUAUUUUACCUGUGUUUAAAUGUAUCUAGAAAUAUUUGUCAUUGCCCUUUUAAAACAACCUUUUGUAUCAGAAAUGCUUCAUGUUCUUACAGAUUAAUUAUUUUUGUAGUUUUUAUUAAAUGAAUAUAUACAUUUUCAAUAAAGACUUUUAUUCAAAUUGU